Molecule: messenger RNA, 902 nt
Organism: Anopheles maculipalpis
Lineage: Eukaryota; Metazoa; Arthropoda; Insecta; Diptera; Culicidae
Gene: Echs1
Product: probable enoyl-CoA hydratase, mitochondrial
Exons: 2
Coding region: 1-900 (299 amino acids)
Biological process (GO): fatty acid beta-oxidation
Cellular component (GO): mitochondrion
Molecular function (GO): enoyl-CoA hydratase activity
Source: RefSeq, a predicted model, not a curated record
AUGGCCAACAUUGGACGUAUGCUUGCAUCGCGCGUUACCGGUCAGCUGGUACGCAAUGUGGCUGUCAACCAGCAGCAGCAACAGGCCAACCUGCUCCGGUUCUACAGCAGUGCUCCUAAGUCGUACGAAUUCAUCAAAGCCGAACUAACGGGUGAGAAGAAGAAUGUAGCGCUGAUUACGCUAAAUCGUCCGAAAGCGCUGAACGCCUUGUGCAACGGAUUGGUGGCAGAAAUUAGCGAUGCAUUGGAUCGGUACGAGGCGGAUGAUACGAUCGGAGCGAUCGUUAUUACUGGCAGCGAGAAAGCAUUUGCCGCCGGUGCCGAUAUUAAGGAGAUGCAGCCGAAUACGUACGCCAAGUGCAUCAACACUGACUUCCUUGCUAACUGGACCCGGGUGGCUAAGGCUCAGAAGCCCAUCAUUGCCGCCGUGAACGGGUACGCGCUUGGUGGUGGCUGUGAGUUGGCCAUGAUGUGCGAUAUCAUCUAUGCCGGUGAUAAGGCCCGUUUUGGGCAGCCGGAAAUCGCACUCGGAACGAUCCCUGGUGCCGGCGGUACCCAGCGUACUACCCGUGUGAUGGGCAAAUCAAAGGCGAUGGAAAUGUGCCUUACCGGGAACAUGAUUACGGCCGAGGAAGCUGAGCGUGCUGGGCUGGUUAGCAAGGUGUUCCCGGCCGACAAGCUGGUGCAGGAGGCGGUAAAGUUGGGUGAGAAAAUUUCCACCUUCUCGCCGCUGAUCGUACGCCUGUGCAAGGAAGCGGUAAACUCAGCUUACGAAGUGUCGUUGAACGAGGGUUUGCGUUUCGAGCGUCGCCAUUUCCACGCCACGUUCUCGACGAAGGAUCGGCUGGAGGGCAUGACGGCAUUCGUUGAGAAGCGUGCACCGAAGUUUUCCAACGAAUAAGA